AAAGCACCAGAUACUAUUUCUGCAAACCCAACACUUUCUUCAAUGAACCACGCCACAGUCCCGUCAUACACUAACCCUAAUUCCAACUUCACUCCCUACGUUUCCAGAGCACAUGUCUGCAAACCCAACACCUUCUUCAACGAACCACUCCACAAUCCUAUCAUACACUAACCCUAAUUCCAACUUCACUAUAAAUUCACACUUCCAAAUGUUCAAUCCUUCACAAGAUUCCACCAAUUUCAACUAUCACAUUCCUUAUCAAUCCAACACCAUAAACCCUAACAAUAACCAACGUUGGUUGUUUCCUCCACCAGUGGUUCCUUCUGCAUUAGCCUUCGAUCCAGCCCUUCGCCCGCCUGGAACUGAACCAAAUGCCAAUUCAGGCUCAUACUCGUGGACCCAUGUUGUAUUCCAAGCUCAAACGCCAUUUGGUGAAGACCCAAAUGCUGGUUCUCAGAAUGGGGCUAUCCAACAAGCUGAACCCAUUGGACACGAAGCUUCUAUCAAGUCUCUGAAUGAGAGUUUGUUAGUGCCCACCACUUCAAAUUCUUUGUGGAAUAGCAAUGUGACAAAUCGGUGUGAUGUUUGUAAUAUCAGUUGUAGUAGCAAAGAAAAUUACGAGGCACACAUAUUGGGAAAGAAACACCAGAAAAAAAUCAGAAUGCAAUAUAAUCCCACUGCUGCAGUCUCUAAUGUUCUAAACAAUAUCAGUCUGCCAAGCCAAACAAGCAGUGUAGGUGGGCAAGUGAUAUUUGGGGGUUCAGGUGUGGCUGCUGGUGAAGAAUUGGAAACAAAGAGACGUAAGGUUGUGAAUGGUGGUGCAGCAGUUGAUUCUGUGGGGGUUUGCACAAUAUGCAACGUUGUUUGCAAUAGCCAAGAAGUUUACAUUAAGCACUUGGCUGGUAAAAGGCACAAGGCUCAGGCUAGCUUAGUGGCUCCAAAUGUUGGCCCAUAUUUUGCUGCAGCUCAAUCUGAAGUUACUGGCAUUUGGAGUAAAGAUCCAAAUAAAAUCAAACUUGUUCAGUCUGCAUGGUGUGAAGUUUGUAAAGUCAAUUGUAACAGCAAUGACACCUACAUCAAACACCUAGUUGGAAAGAAACAUCAGAAGAACUUGGAGCAACUUGAAAAGUUAAAGAAUGAUGGCAGUGCCUCAACCUCAAAUGUUCCAUCAGCUGCAACAAAUGCUAUAAUUGGACCAAUGGAAAAGCCAGGAGUCAAGGGUUCCCAGCCAGAGGAGGAUUUGGAGACAAAGAAGCGAAAGAUCAUAUCAGGAGGAGCAGCAGCUGGUGCGGUUAGAAUGUGUACUGUAUGCAAUGUGGUGUGCAAUAGUCAGACAGUUUUCAGUUCUCAUCUUGCUGGUCAGAAGCAUGCUGCUAUGGUGAAGAAACAGGCAGAAGUUGGAGUAGCAAUCAGAGCCUCUCAACAGAUAACCGCAUCCUGAAACCUGAAUUCGGCUUCAUUAUGGCUCAAAGAUCUUCAUUGGUGGAGUUGUAUAGCUUACUUUUGCACAAUUGUCAAGCAGCACCAACAGCAAUAGCGACAGCUCAUUUGAUGUUGAGGACUCCUACAAAUUGGGACAAGAUGUAGAGAGGUGUGAUUUUUGUAUCCUUUUAUUUUUCGGUUUAUUUUUUAAGAUGGCUUGUUUGGAACAGAAGAGAGAAGAUUUGCUUGGAUAUGCUAACAGAGUUUAAGGAAGAAGACAGAGAGUUCUAGAAUAUUCAUAGAGAGGAAUUUGGAGGAAAUAUUACUUUUUGAUUUCUGUAUUUCUCAUUGAAUGAAACCAAUGCACAUGGGAUUACAGACUUUAUACUACAGCAGAAAUCACGGGGAUUACAAUAACAGUCUAACCAUAAUGACACGUCAGCUAACAACCUUCCAAGCUGACUAACCUUUAGCCAAACAGGAUAUUGUGUGACACAAAAAAUAUAUUGGUACUGGAUUAGCUAUAUACGUAAGAAUUGACAGUGAAUUAUGUCAUAACAAGCAUCUUGAGAUAGUUGUGCCAAUACAUUCCAUUUCCAUUGUAUUGGUUGGAGUCUUGAUUUGUACGGUUUUACUGCUUGUUUUUAAACUAGAGCAUACUUCUCACGGAAUUUUGGUUUUUUUAUAUUUUUAUUUGACUUGCUGUUGCCAUCUUGUUACCUUGUGGAAGUUGUUAAAUUUCAUUCCCAAUUACUACUACCUUAUUUAUAUGUUUAUUUACUUUAAAAAAUACUUGAUUUGUAUGCAGCUAAAGAAAUAAAAAGACAUGUUGAAAGAAUCACAAUCCCAAAGCUUGGGGUUGAUCAGGAUAAUGUUUAUAUUUUCUUUGCAUACCGUAUUUGCCAAUGUGGGUGUUAACAGGGGCACCAGUAUCUCACUUUGCUGCUAGCCCUCCCUCGCUCACUCACUCACCUGUAGGGGUUCUCAACCAAUUUAUUACUUAUUUGAUUACGGAUAAGUUUGAAUUGUCUCCCAGUCAUGAAGUCUGUAGAUCUUACAUCUACUGUCUCUGUGUUAAGAGAAAGUGGGGCAUGUGGGUUAGGCUAGAGGUCUGUGGCAUGUGAAGUGUUAUGUAUGAGUUCUGGCCUCUUGCAAGAGCAAGAGUUCUUAUUGGCGCCUUAGGUUUU
Molecule: messenger RNA, 2609 nt
Organism: Prunus avium (sweet cherry)
Lineage: Eukaryota; Viridiplantae; Streptophyta; Magnoliopsida; Rosales; Rosaceae
Molecular function (GO): nucleic acid binding; zinc ion binding
Source: RefSeq, a predicted model, not a curated record